AUGAGCCGAAAGCUCGCCCCCGAAGCCAAUCGGAUUCUCUUUGUCAAGAACCUCAACUACAACGUAACAGCAGAGCAACUUUUCGACCUUUUUGGCAAGUUUGGACCCAUCCGACAAAUACGUCAAGGGAUCGCGAACAACUCGAAGGGUACCGCAUUUGUCGUAUAUGAAGACGUUCAUGACGCCAAACAGGCAUGCGAUAAGCUCAAUGGAUUCAAUUUCCAGAACAGAUAUCUCGUUGUGCUAUACCACCAGCCAGAAAAAAUGCUUAGGUCGAAAGAGGAUAUGGCGGAAAGGCAAGAGAAUUUGGAACGUCUCAAACAGCAACAUGGUAUAGAAUGA
Molecule: messenger RNA, 342 nt
Organism: Aspergillus tanneri
Lineage: Eukaryota; Fungi; Ascomycota; Eurotiomycetes; Eurotiales; Aspergillaceae
Product: putative pre-mRNA branch site protein p14
Exons: 5
Coding region: 1-342 (113 amino acids)
Cellular component (GO): ribonucleoprotein complex; cytoplasm; nucleus
Molecular function (GO): mRNA binding
Source: RefSeq, a predicted model, not a curated record